Molecule: messenger RNA, 846 nt
Organism: Fraxinus pennsylvanica
Lineage: Eukaryota; Viridiplantae; Streptophyta; Magnoliopsida; Lamiales; Oleaceae
Source: the annotation of a GenBank genome assembly
AUGUCUCACAGCGAUACAAUUCCCUUACACUCCACGUCCCAAUCGGACAUCGACGAGAUCGAGAACCUCAUCAACACCCAUUCCUCCUCCGUCCUCCCCGCCCGCCCCCCGUCCCCUCCACGCGCCUCCAUUCCCAUCUCUUCAGCCCCAAAUCCGCCACCUGCCUUCAUUCCAUCCAAUCUUCCCACUCCUACCAACCCCAAUACGACACCUGUUCCUCCAGUAUCCUCCGCUGCUCCUAAACCCCCUCUGCCGCCCCGCGCUUCCGGACCGAGUGGCAAUAUUUCCGCGUCCGGGUUCGGAUCGCCUCCAAACACGCUAACGGAACCCGUUUGGGAUACUGUGAAGCGGGAUCUGUCAAGGAUCGUGAGCAAUUUGAAGCUGGUUGUUUUUCCCAACCCAUUUAGAGAGGAUCCUGGCAAGGCUUUGAGGGAUUGGGAUCUAUGGGGGCCCUUCUUCUUCAUUGUGUUCCUUGGCCUCACUCUCUCCUGGUCCGCCUCCGUCAAGAAGUCUGAAGUUUUCGCAGUUGCAUUUGCACUGCUUGCAGCUGGUGCCGUAAUUCUAACCUUGAAUGUAUUGCUGCUGGGAGGUCAUAUUAUCUUCUUCCAGAGCCUGAGUCUUCUAGGCUACUGUCUAUUCCCUCUAGACAUCGGUGCCUUAAUUUGUAUGUUAAAAGACAAUGUGAUCGUCAAAGUGAUCGUGGUUGCUGUGACAUUGGCGUGGAGCUCGUGGGCUGCAUAUCCAUUCAUUAGUAGUGCUGUCAAUCCAAGGAGGAAAGCUCUCGCGCUUUAUCCUGUCUUGCUUAUGUACGUAUCUGUCGGUUUUCUUAUCAUAGCCAUAGACUGA